AUGGCGUCUCUUCUUGUGAGUUUGCACGAAGUAGUCGAAAAAUACAUUAAAAAGGCAAAUGACAAAGAAUUGGCUGGGAAAAUCGGAACAGAAGUUCUUGAGCAUUCCAGACAAGUCGCAAAAAAAUAUUUAUUUACCGCAGAGGAUGCUUGUAAGUUUCAUGUCGCGGAGCUUUUCCCAAUGCUUUCGAGAGAGUUGCUUCACUUCACCAAGAUCCUUCGCAGAAGAAUGAAAACUUCUACCACCUUGUCUCAUCCUUGGCAAAUCCGUAUUGUCAGAAACAUUCCCGUGGAAAUAUUUGAAUUGCUAAAGGAAACAAUUUUAAGGGGUGGCUAUGGUAAUAUUGUGAAGAAAACAAAAUCUGUUGAACAGCUUGAAAUAUCAAACUUGGAUGCUGUUUAUAACUGGGUAAAGCAUGUCGCUGGCAAUAAUACAAUUUCUGGAACUAUAGAAACAGAUUUUUUUUCAAAACUAUUGAAAGACGGUUCAUGUUGUAAAGCAAUAGUUUCACCAGAACAUCCAUUUAUUGUUAAAUACUCCAAUACACAAGAAAAUAUUCAGUAUGUAACUCGUUAUGGCUGCUGGAAUGCAUUUGGCAUUCCUCAACAUGUUCUUUCAUAA
Molecule: messenger RNA, 621 nt
Organism: Paramuricea clavata
Lineage: Eukaryota; Metazoa; Cnidaria; Anthozoa; Malacalcyonacea; Plexauridae
Source: the annotation of a GenBank genome assembly